AUGAACAUCCAGCAGCACCACCAGCAGCCUCAACAGGGACCCAUCCCGAAGCAGCACCAGCAGCCUCAACAGCAUCAGCAGCUUCACCACGGACCGCCUCCUCAGCAGCUUCAGCAGGGACCGCCUCCGCACCAGCCUCAGCAACUUCAGCAGCCGGGAGGAUUCUACAACCCUCACCCUCAGCAAGGCGGAGGUCCCAUCCCGCCUGGAGGUUUCAACCAGCCUCCUCACCACUUCGGUGGCCCUCCGCAGCAGGGAGGUUACAACCGGCCCCCUCCCCACUUCGGUGGACCCCAGCAGCCCGGGGGCUUCGCGCAAACCCCUCAGGCUGGAGGACAGCCUCCCUACGGAGGUCCCAACCAACUUCCUCACGCCGCUUUCCCAGGCGGAGGUCCGCAGCCCUUUCCCCAAGGGCAGGGCCCCAACAUCUUCGGACCCGGACAAGGUCCACCCUUUCCUCAAGGGGGAGGAGCCAUGGGAGCCGUUCCCAACAACUGGCUGGGACCUCGCUCGGCGUGGUACUUCAACAUGAAUGACCCCAAGCAGCGCCGCGUGGUUUGUGGAAACAUCACAAAGCGAGUGCAAGAUGACAUGAAAACGACGAAGUACGAGGGACCGCCUGCGCAACCGUCUUCCUCGGCUAUCCUUACAGCCAGGAACGACCCCGUCUGCUUCCAGGACUCGGUCAUCACCGCCUUCUCCAAGGAAUCGGGAGGGAUUCUCACUCUGCCGACUGACGACAUGACGUACCAUCCACACACGGGCGUCGACAUCGUUCACCCGAGGCCUGACUGGCUUACUACCACUCGAAUGGAGGUCCUCCUCGACCUCCUGCCGAACGGGCUAGGAACGGUGGCGGAGUACAACACUUCCACCAACCAAGACAUGAAGAUCCAUGAUCUUCGCGGUGGGAAGCGCAGCGUCCCGCAGACCCACGUCACUGUCAUGGACUUCCUUCGUCUGUUUCUGGAAGAGGAGUGGAGGAAACAUGCUACGAAGGUGGCCGCAUCCACCGCAUUCAACUCCAUUCAGAUCCGGCCCCAGGAAUCCUGGCUGGCCGUGGCGGAACGGGUGAUCCAGAUCUACAGGGCUUCCACGGUCGACCCGGCACUGCCCUUCUUAACCGAGGAGACCUACUUCUGGUCUCAGCUAUCUGCGGAUCAGCUCGAGCUCAUCCAGGAGAAGACGAUCGAGCUCUGCAUCCCUUCUACUACGGAUCGUGCAGCGAAGGAGGCGCUUCUACAGGUCCAGCGAGAGUACCACGGACCACGGCUGGAAGCUAUGCCUGUCGUCAAACACCUCGUGGGCCUACAGCAAAUGAACGAAAGAGGAGCCCUGGUAAAGAGCAUCUUCAAGAAAUUUUCCCAGGGCUUGGCCAAGGAUGCCGGCAAGUACCUCCAGCCAUCCCAACAACCAAAGACGGCUGAAGUGAACACUCUCAAGUCUAACAAGAUGCCCAUCCACCUAGCCGCGCAGCAACUUCCGACUCGCACCUCCGCCGACUCCCGGAAACCGGCGGCUCCCCUCUGUGCGAUCGGUGAUGCUGACGACAACAACACCUUCGAAGACAACAACGGCACCUUCGAGGACAACAGUGGCAUCAUCGACACCAGCAGAGUCGACUUCGAGGGCACCUUCGGCAACUUCGACUACCCUUCGGGCACGUCUGGAACAGAGCAACUCAUGGCCCUUGCUCACCCGGAUGGAUCCACCAGGAAGCGACAGUGGACUGACCAGGAAACGUCACGGGCAGCUCGACCGCGACGUUCCAUCGACGACCGGCCGAAUGCCCCGCGGCUCUCCGAGAGGCAGGGAACUUUCUCCCCAGGAACACGAUCUACGGGGAACCGCAGCCAGGGCCGGAAGAGGGCUAUGCCUAAAGCUGAACUCCCAUUGGACGCCCCGAAGCCCGACUCCGCGCCGGAAGAAAUCAAACGGUACAUCUUCAGCAAGGGCGUGUGUAUCUCUCACGCACGGGGCCUCCAAUGCUCCAACAUGGUGAACCAGGGGUGCUGCCCGUACUCACAUGCACCACAGCCUGUGCCGUGGGGAGCCUACCCGUUCUCUAAGGGGCAGCAGACCAACCCGAACCACCACGAAAAGGAACUGCUACUACUUCAGAUCUUCAUCUCUUCCAGAGCCCAGAUCAUGGUAAUGGAAGCCCCCGCUAGAUUCACGGGGAUAGAGGUGUGGCGAGUCACCUUGGCGCCUCAGCUGCAAAUGGCUGGCUGUGAAGUGGAGACAGCAACCUUGAAGGCGACCUCUGUUGGUGUGCCAACCAACAAACAGCGAGUAUUCGUCGUCGCAGUCAAGCGCUACGGUGACGACAACCUGGGAUCCAAACUACAACGGUGGAAGCAGAAUGUGGAGCGAUCAGCCCCAUCAAUUCCCACGGUGGGUGAAUACCUGGGGAGAGCAGGGUCCUUUUUCCUCAAACGGGGAGCCCUGCACAAGGAGAUCUUCUCUUUCGCUGAACCGACGGUGACGAUUACCAAGGAUCACAUCAUGGCUCGUAAACCACCGGUGGAGGAAUACCAAGCACAUCUCAAGGAUUGUGGGACGUUGGAGGAAGCUCAAGAGCUGUCGUGGACCGACUGCGUGAAGCUCACCACCACUCGUGAAGACUUGGUCGUCCCGAACACUCUUCGAAGACGGGAUGUGGCCAGGGUGUUGGAUGAGUGGACACUACCACCGAUGCUACGGGAGGUGCUAAGCCUGCUCCAACUUCGUGGAAGGGAACGAAGGAUGGUGGAGGCUUUUGGCGAGCCAGCACAAAAAGAGGAGGGACAGCCACAACAGGAAGGCGAACUUCUCAUCGGGCUUGCUGCUCUACAGCUAGACGCAACGGCACCGGUAGGGGAGACAUCUACAGGUCGUCAACGGCCGUUUGACCGAUCUCGCUUCAAGGUUAUCCCCAGAGAAACCAGAGCCGCAGCAGCUGCGCGACGAACGCGAGAGGCUAGAGAAGCACAGGCAUCGUCCGAGGCGGAACCACCACCCCCAUCAACGGAACCGGAACAGCCUUCCACACCGCCUCCGAUCCUGCAACCGUCCCCAAGUGCGACAGAGGACCUACAGCGAGCUUCGACUCCCGCGCCGCAGGACCCUUCGCCUCCUAUCGAGCCGGUACCAUCAUCUCCUCCAUCUCCGGUGAACGCAGACCCCGACACCAGUAUGCCUGAUGUGGAACUACCCACUCCGGCUGUUGAUGGCGGGGCAAGGAAGGUGAGUGUGCCGACGUUUCGAGGUCACUCAGAGCAACUGGAAAAGAUGGAGAGAAUUCUUCGCGAUCCUGUGCAACUAGCGGACGAGCAGCAGAAGGACUUCAUGCUUGGUCCUAUCCGGAAAGAUCUGGAGAACGGAAAAAGCGAAACAAGCGACUACAUCCUGGAUGACCAGAGUCUACUCUUCCACGCGCCCCGCGGCAAACUACACGCGAUCGCGCUGCCGAGGAGACUGAUUCCUGGAGUGUUGGCUCUGGCGCACGGGACUUUUGCGCAUCCAGGACGGGCGCGUACCACUAUCAUCAUCGCCGGCAAGUAUCACUGGCCCUCUCUCAAGAAAGACGUACGGCGCUACGUUGAAUCGUGCCGGUGCCGCAUGAAAAAGAGGCAGUGGAGCAGACAGCUACGCAUGCUGCCAGCCCGCUUCCUGCUGCCGUGGCAAGUCCUGGAGCUGGACAUCCUGGACACGAAGACAGUGACUGCCCUGGGCAACAGGUACUUACUGGUGGUGGUGGACCGAGCGACCAAGUUCCUUUUCGGGUUCCCGCUACCGACCAAGGAGACCGUGGGAGUUAGCCGCAAGCUUCUGGAGUUGAUUCUCAUCUUCGGACUACCACUUUCGAUCCGCUGCGACCCGGGGAGAGAGAACACAUCUGAGAUCAUGGAACACCUAUGCCGCUGGUUGAAGGUGUCCCUUGACUUCGGGCCUGCCAACCACCCCAGGGGGCAGGGAACUGUGGAACGGAUGGGAGCAGUUCUGGCACAGCUACUCUCGGAGCUUUGCCAGGCGUGGCCGCAGCGGUGGGACGAGUACGUCGCCAUCGCUACCUGGGCGCACAGGAUGCAGCCGGAUGAGAGUCUUCCCGGCAACGUCUCACCGUACCAGAUGCUGUUUGGCCGAGCUCCGCGGACACCACUCGACCAGCUCUCACCAUCUUUGGACAACUCGGGAUCUGCGCUUGGCCUAGAGUCGUCAGUGGAGGAGACUCGCCGGAAGCACAUCGAAGUGACCGACGCUCUACGGAAGCGACAAGCUGAGAAGAACCGGCACCGCGACCUUCAGAACGCGCGAAUCUCGAGGGCAUCCCCGGGAGCGAAAUCGCGGGUGGGAGACAAGGUCCUAGUGAGAGAAAGUGCCAGCACUCUCCACCGCGAUGGGGUACACCCCAAACUCGCCCACGACCACUUCACGGGACCCUGGGUGGUGGUCAACGUCGUCAGGAUGGGCCUGAGCUUCACCGUUCGACUUCACGGUCGCCAAGUACGACAGAGGACGGUGGUAGCUUCCGACAUGAAGCAGUUCUACUCGCGGCCCCUGGACCUACGACUGCCGUUCGAGGACGAGUUCUCACACUUCGUGUGGGGACCAGACUUGGGACUCGUGGAGGACUCCGUCGUCGCGGCCCCUCUCUACACGCUGGUCGACCGGAGAACCACGCAGGGAGCUGGAGGAGCGUCUACUGCGUGGGCGUGGGAAUACCGAGGAAAAUAUCAGGAUGGCACUACGUCGUCUUGGCUCACCGAGGACACUGUGAAGGACAGCUUCUCUCCGCUGCAACUCGACGUCUUCCACGCUCUGUGGGAAGAUUACCACGGGAGCGACGUCGCUCCGCGACCACCGGGAGCACCGACUCGAGGAGAGCGUGAGGUGGCCACCAGGGAGGCCGCCUUACAGGAGUUUCCAUUGAACACAGAGGUAGCCAAGGAGCUCCGAGACAAGGACGACAACAUCAUCCUGAGCCGCGGAAAAGUCUGCGACUUCUACGAUCCUUACUGGAGGGUGGAGUUCAGUGAUGGAGACUGGGAGGAGUUUACCCGGAGAGAACUACGCCAUGGCAUUGCUUUGGCAUCGCAGAUUCCGCCGGCUUCACAAGAGGCCUAA
Molecule: messenger RNA, 5106 nt
Organism: Ectocarpus sp. CCAP 1310/34
Lineage: Eukaryota; Phaeophyceae; Ectocarpales; Ectocarpaceae
Source: the annotation of a GenBank genome assembly